GGCCGGUAAGUUGAACAAACCAUUCAGAGCGACUGGCAAGUCUGUCAUGCAAGUGACACGCAGAAGCCGAUCGAGCAAGAGCUCAUGCCUUAGACUGCGUUGAGCCUAGUCCCCGCGUUUAGAUAAUUCCGAUUUGAACGAAAAAAAAGCGGUAUUGGAUUCAUGCUUCCUGUUGUUGCCACCCCUUUCAUAUAAAAACUGGUGGGUUCCACAUCAAGGGGGUUCGGAGACACUCUCAACAUUCCCGCUACACGUGGUUGUCUGCUGAAGAUCGACAUUCCUCACGAAAUCAGAUAUAUGAGCCGUCGUCCCGCGUGCUAGGGAUAACACAAGCUCGUGCUUCUUCAUCGUGUUGUGCUCCAGUGAGACAGAUAUCCGGUCUUCGUUUCGUUACAGCCGCGGCUGUCGAACCUUCACCAUGCGUUUUGGCACCCUUCUGCUGGCUGUUGCCGGCUUAGCAUCUGCUGUCGAUGCAUAUUGGAUGGGGGACAUUGCUCAUCGUGGUUAUGCACCCUUCGCCCCCUCUGGAUACCCAGUCUUUCGAAAUGUCAAGGAUUAUGGAGCAAAGGGAGAUGGUGUUACGGACGAUACUAAUGCUAUCAAUGCCGCCAUCACUGCCGGAAAUCCUUGCAACCAGGGCUGUACCUCAAGCACCACGACCCCAGCCGUUGUCUACUUUCCUGCCGGAACGUACCUCAUCUCCGGGUCCAUCAAACCAGCAUACUUCACUCAGCUGAUUGGAGAUGCGAGUUCCCCGCCAACACUCAAGGCCACGGCCAACUUUGCUGGUUUUGGUCUCAUCGAUGCGAAUCCCUAUUACACUCAAAACCUGAACUGGAAGGCUGUAAACGUAUUCUUCCGCCAAAUCCGCAACUUUGUUAUCGAUACCAGGAAUAUCCCUCCUGCCACUGCCGCGACUGGUAUUCACUGGCCAACUUCACAGGCGACAAGUCUGCAGAACAUCGUCUUCAACAUGCCAACGGUAUCCAAUGUCGUCCAUGUUGGUUUGUUCAUGGAGGAAGGCAGCGGUGGUUUUGUCACAGACUUGACCUUCAAUGGCGGUGCCACUGGUGCUUCAAUGGGUAAUCAGCAGUUUACAAUGAGGAACUUGAAGUUCAACAACUGCAAGACAGCCAUCUAUCACCUCUGGGACUGGGGCUGGACUUAUUCCGGCCUAUCCAUCAACAACUGCGGCAUCGGCAUCGACAUCACCGCCGGCAGCGGCAAGAUAGAAACCGGCUCCAUCACCGUCUUCGACAGUUCUUUCACCAACACCCCCGUCGCCAUCUCCACGAGGUGGACCACCACCAGCACUCCCGACACCGCCGGCACUCUCGUCCUCGAGAACAUCGCCCUCACCAACGUCCCCAUCGCCGUCAAGGGUCCUCAGGGCACCUACCUCUCCGGCUCCACCGGCUCAACCACCAUCACCGCCUGGGGCAACGGCCACAAAUACACCCCCUCGGGCCCCGUCGAGUUCGCCGGCGCCGUGACCCCCAACCCGCGCCCCGCCAGCCUCCUCGCCUCCAACGGGCGCUACUACACGCGCUCCAAGCCUCAAUACGAGACCCUCUCCGCCUCACAAUUCAUCUCCGUCCGCGCCUCGGGCGCCAAGGGCGACGCGGCAACCGACGACACCGCCGCCGUGCAAAACGCCAUCAACACCGCCGUCGCCCAGGGCAAAGUGCUCUACCUCGACUACGGGCUGUACCGCGUCACCUCGACGAUCCUCAUCCCGCCGGGGGCCAAGAUCGUCGGCGAGUCCUACGCCACCAUCUUGUCGGCCGACAGCUUCUUCAACGACAUGAACAACCCGAAGCCAGUCCUACAAGUGGGGAGCUACAGCGGACAGGCGGGCACCGUGGAGCUGAGCGACUUUAUCGUUUCCACGCAGAACGCACAGGCGGGCGCGGUGCUGAUCGAGUGGAACUUGGCCAGUCCGGCGAGCAGCCCCAGCGGAAUGUGGGAUGUGCAUACGAGGAUUGGAGGGUUUGUGGGUAGUCAGCAGCAGGUUGGGCAGUGUCUGAAGACGCCGGGGAACCCGACGGUGAGGCAGGGGUGUAUCGUGGCGUUUAUGGCGAUGCAUGUCACCAAGGGGGCGAGCGGGUUGUAUAUGGAGAAUGUUUGGUUGUGGACCGCCGACCAUGAUAUUGAUGACGCGGCGAAUACGCAGAUUACUCUUUACAGCGGGCGUGGUCUUUACAUCGAAUCCACCACCGGAACCUUCUGGCUCUACGGCACCGGAUCCGAGCACCACGUCCUCUACCAAUACCAGCUCUCCUCCACCCAAAACAUCUUCAUGGGCAUGAUCCAGACCGAAACACCUUAUUUCCAGCCCACCCCCAACGCAUUGGUCCCCUUCCCCGCGGUCUCCUCCCUCAACGACCCCAACUUCUCUUCUUCCUGUGCGGGAGUAUCAGGAAACUGCGCAGCAGCCUGGGGUUUGAGGGUGCUCAACUCCAAGAAUAUAUUGGUGUAUGGAGCGGGCUUGUAUUCGUUUUUCAGCGAUUACAGUACUACUUGCUCGACGUUUGCGGCGGGGCAGACGUGUCAGAGUAGGAUUGCGAGCAUUGAGGGAAGCGCUUCGAAUGUGAAUAUUUAUGGGUUGAAUACGAUUGGGGCGCAGAGUAUGUUGACGAGGAAUGGGGUCAGUGUGGCGUGGUACGCGGAUAAUGUGAAUAAUUUCCCGAGUACGGUGGGGGUUUAUAAGAGUGGGUGAAUGGGCGUGAAGGAGGAAUGGGGAGUUUGUGAGGAUGGAUUGGGUUUGCCUGGGGAAGGAGUAAGUCCCUGUGAGUGAGUGGUAUUAAAGAGUUUCGCAGUCCGCGUUGGACUACUUUUAGGCUGGGACAUUUGGAGGAUUAGGUUAUACAUAUCAAAUUGUUCUUGAUUACCGGACCGGUGGCAUCUCCCUGAUUUCUGGUUUCAAACCAACUCACU
Molecule: messenger RNA, 2937 nt
Organism: Neurospora tetraspora
Lineage: Eukaryota; Fungi; Ascomycota; Sordariomycetes; Sordariales; Sordariaceae
Product: pectate lyase superfamily protein-domain-containing protein
Exons: 7
Coding region: 419-2719 (766 amino acids)
Molecular function (GO): polygalacturonase activity
Source: RefSeq, a predicted model, not a curated record